Gryllus bimaculatus (two-spotted cricket) is the source of this 1809-nucleotide messenger RNA. Lineage: Eukaryota; Metazoa; Arthropoda; Insecta; Orthoptera; Gryllidae. The record is from the annotation of a GenBank genome assembly.
UCUUUGGUUGUGACCAGACCACUUCAGGCAAGGAAGUUGGCAUGUAUUCGAAACUCGUUGACUGACUUGGUGACCAACGAGAGUAACCAACCAACUCGCACAACAACCAAAGUGACCAAACAGCAACCAAUUCACAAAACACAGAAGUGGUUAUGAAACUCUUUGGUGAUCAGAAAAAUGGCUGACGAAGUGGAGAAGGCUCAAAUCGCCACACCGGGCGGCGAUACAAUUUUCGGAAAGAUACUGAGAAAAGAAAUUCCAUGCAACUUUAUAUAUGAAGACGAUAAAUGUGUGGCCUUCCAUGAUAUCAAUCCUCAAGCUCCUACUCAUUUUCUGGUGAUUCCUCGCAAACCUAUACCACAACUGUCUUUGGCUGAUGAUUCGGAUGAUCAGUUGUUGGGACAUCUCAUGGUUGUUGCUCGUCGUGUUGCCAAAGAACAGGGACUGUCUCGAGGAUUUCGUCUGGUAGUGAAUGAUGGCGCUGAUGGCUGUCAGUCAGUUUAUCAUCUUCACCUGCACGUUCUAGGUGGACGCCAGUUGCAGUGGCCUCCUGGUUAAUAUGUCUUGUUAAUGGAUUUUGAACUUGUGUUUUUGCUUCUUACACUGCACUGCGCCCCUCUUUCUUGUAUUUGUGCCAGUGUAUAUAUGAGAAUCAUUGAAUAAAGGUCAUUCAGUCAAAUGUUUAUUCUUUUUUUAAAAAUUAUUUUAUUUCUUAUAAAUAUUUUAAAAUAGUUGCUUUCAUAAAAUAUGACGUGCUGCAUGGUUUUUGGAGUAUUUUCAAUACCCCCUUCUCACCUGCCGUGUAACAUUCUCUCUCCCCCCCCCAUAACACUUGUGACAGCACCCCUUAUUUGUAAAUGCAAGAAGAGAAAGUGUAUUACACAAGUUACCCAUCAUAUUGAUGUCCCAGCAACCUCUAUACCCUCUGAAAUAUAAAACAGUCUCUCGUCAUUAAUUACCUCGUAAUUUUGUCAUGCAAAAGUAACAAUGUAUUAAAUGAUCUUUUUCCCUCCACACCAUAGGUAUACCAAAGGAUAAUUGUCUUUAUGAUUCCCUUGUUCCAUUGUGUAUGCCUACUUCACACAUGUUAGACACCAUCAAUGUGGAGUGAAGGUCUGGUCCUGAUCUCUCAAUUGCAUAUCAAGUAUAAUUGCUGGCCUUUACAUAUGCUGUACUUGUAAUAUUUGAUCUUUGCCCUGGCAAUGUCGUUUUAUCACAUGUGUAGUAAAACAUAUUUGGGUCAUUUUUAAAUUUUCUAUUCAUGUUAAUUGAUGAAAUUUAGUUAUCGUUAACGUGUACAGUAUUCAAGUAAUUAUAACAAUGUCUGAAAAAAGAUAUUUUGUAUUAGCGUUAACAUCUAAUGAAGAUCAGAAAUGUCAAAAAUAUAUUGGCCUGUAGAGAAAAGUUCAGAGCUGAUUCGGAAAUACCAAUUGCAGAUUUGAAAUCAGUGUGAAAAACACAAAGAAACAAACGAAAUAUUACAGGCAUAAAAAUUAUGCAGAUCAGUGUUACAACACAGUAAAAACAAUAUAUUCAUUUUGUGUUGUUUUUUAAUAUUGAAGUUCGAAUUAGUUGGCAAUGCUGACUGCACCUAACAAUAAGAUGGAAGCAAGUUGUGAGUGUAGGUGAGAAAAUUUUUGGUCACAAGCUGUUGUAGAUGACACACUAAUUUAAAUGGAUUUUAGAAUGUACUACAAGUCAGUUUUCAAUAUUUUGUUUGUAAUCCUACAGAUUCAAUAAAAAUUUGUUGAGAAAUAUUUCCAUUUUUUGUAACAAUUUACAUCUAGUAACUUAAUUUAUGUUUUAAAA